AUGGCAUACCCAAACCCUUAUUAUCCGGCGGAGCCGCAGCCCUCCGCCUCCGCCCUGAUGCCGGCGCUGCCCACCACCGUAAUUGGGCCGCAGUUCUGCGCUCCGUACCCGGUGGAUCUGGCGGUGGUGAAGAAGGUGAUGACCAUCUCCGACGGCAACUUCGUGGUCGCCGACGUCAACGGCAAGGUCGUCUUCAAAGUCAAGGGCUCUCUCAUGACCCUCCGUGAUCGCCGCGUUCUAGUCGACGCCACCGGCCACCCCCUCGUCACCCUACGCCGCAAGAUAAUGAGUGCACAUGAUCGAUGGCAAGCUUUCAGAGGGGAAAGCACAGAGGCCAAAGAUCUAAUAUUUUCUCUGAAGCGAUCGUCCUUGAUCCAGUUUAGGACCAAAUUGGAUGUGUUUUUGGCCAACAACACCAAAGAAGAUAUUUGUGAUUUUAAGGUCAAAGGUAGCUGGUUGGAACGAUCUUGCACUGUUUAUGCCGGUGAAUCUAACAACAUCGUUGCCCAGAUGCAUAAAAAGCACACUGUUCAGAGUAUUUUGAUUGGAAAAGACAAUUUCAUGGUCACGGUUUAUCCCAACGUUGAUUAUGCGUUCAUAGUAGCGUUAAUCGUGAUUCUUGACGAGAUUAACGAAGAUGAGAGAGCAGAUUAG
Molecule: messenger RNA, 654 nt
Organism: Sphenostylis stenocarpa
Lineage: Eukaryota; Viridiplantae; Streptophyta; Magnoliopsida; Fabales; Fabaceae
Source: the annotation of a GenBank genome assembly